AAAAUGGGGAACAAUUUACUGUGAAUCUCGAUUAAGCCAAGAGACGUGUUCUGUUGCAGUAAUUUCUACAAGCACCAAACUUGGAAGGACAAAAUCUUGAAGCGAUUCCACUACCCUUAUGUUCUUGCCUGUCAGAAAUCUUGCAAAAAUCAACUUUUUCGUUUUCCGACCGAAGACAUAUGACACUUCCCAUGUUGUCUCCACAAGUUAUUUUCAUUCCUUUUCAACUUCACCUUUUCAUGUAUGUGUCGAGUCUGACCACUUCAUGAGCAAUAGAUCUUCCGCUAAAGCAGAAGAAUGCGUGGACCUUCAUGGGAAGUCCGAUGUUGAUGUUGUCAUUUCUAAAGUUUGUGAGGCAAAUACAGAGGACGAAGUUUUCAAGUCUCUGGUGCAUGAUUCUGCAUGUAAGACCAUAAAGAUCACUCAUGGCUUUGUUGAUAGGUUACUUCAUCGAUUCAAAGAUGAUUGGAAGUCUGCGUUGGGUGUUUUUAGAUGGGCAGAAGCAUGUCCUCACUAUAAACCCUCACCAGAAUUGUAUGAUAGAUUGGUGGACAUAUUGGGAAAAAUGAAGCAAAUGGAAAAGGUGAAUGCACUAGUGGAGGAAAUGCGUGAGAGCAAUCUCGUCUCACUUAAUACCAUAGCAAAGAUCAUGAGGAGAUUUGCUGGUGCGGGAGAUUGGAAAGAUGCUGUAAGGAUAUUCGACGAGUUGGGAAAAUUUGGAUUGGGAAAGAAUACAGAAUCUAUGAACUUGUUACUUGACACCCUUUGUAAAGAGCAUAAAGUGGAGCAAGCACGCACGAUAUUCUUGGAGCUGAAGUCACAUAUUCAACCAAAUGCAAACACUUUCAAUAUUUUUAUACAUGGCUGGUGCAAAAUAAAGAGGGUGGAGGAGGCACAUUGGACAAUUCAAGAGAUGAAAGGACAUGGUUGUCGCCCAUGUGUCAUAAGCUACUCGACCAUCAUUCAAUUCUAUUGCAAUCAAUACAACUUCCAUAAGGUCUAUGAACUUCUUGAUGAAAUGAAAACUCAAGGAUGUUCUCCUAAUGUUGUUACUUUCACAACUAUUAUGCAUUCCUUGACCAAGUCAGGAGAGUUUGAGGAAGCUUUGCAAAUAUCUGAAAGAAUGAAAUCGGUUGGUUGUAAACCCGAUACACUGUUUUACAAUGCCUUGAUUCAUUCUUUAGGCCGGGCUGGUCGCGUGAAGGAGGCUACUCGUGUUUUGUUGGAGGAAAUGCCCAAGAAUAAAACGAGCCCAAAUACAUCAACUUAUAAUUCAAUGAUUGCUAUGUUUUGUCAUCAUAGACAAGAACAAAAAGCACUGCAGUAUCUCAAGAAUUUAGAAAAUGCGUCGUGUUGUAAACCUGAUGUUCAAUCGUAUUAUCCACUGUUAAAGCUGUAUUUUGGAGCUGGGAAGACGGGUGAUUACAUAACAAAAUUGUUGGACGAUAUUGUGAAGAAGCAUCAUCUAUGUCUUGACUUGUCGACUUACACCCUUUUGAUCCAUGGGCUAUGCAAAACCAAAAAAUGCGAGCAUGCCUAUCAACUUUUCAAAGAUAUGACACGUCAAAACAUCAAACCAAGAUAUCUAACAUGUUCUUUGCUUUUGGAUGAAAUCAGACAGAAGAAUAUGUAUGAUGAAGCUGAGAUGAUCCGAGACUUCAUGAAGAAAAUGAAAUCCUCUUGAAGAUGGAGAGAUGAAGGUUCUGGAAUUUAGGAUGAAUGGGAUGCUAGUUGUGAUUUAGCUAGCAGAGUAGGUUUAUGCUCUGUUGAACUAUAUUGCUUCGAUUCAUAUGCCAAGUCUAGCUCAAUCAGUGACAAGAAGUUGGAUUCUACUAAAUGUGCUGCCAGGUUUCUCAAGUUUCUUCUUUGUGGGCGAAGGAAGCAUGAUAGAAAAUUAGAUGCUACAGACUUGAAAUAAUUAUCCUGCAGAAUUAUUCAUAAUCUGUUCAGGGUUCAAAAACAGCCCAAACAUCAAUUUGGCAGAAAUUUUUAAGUGUAUCCGUCCUCCCAAACAAUGAAAGAACAGGGUUUGAAGAGUAAUCUUCCAAGUAUAUCCACCGAAGUGAAAUUUGCUGCUGGAUUCGAGUCCCUCUUCUGAAUAGUGUUGGUCAUCUCCUAUUAUCUGCCAAUAAAGAAAAAGAUGUGGAUUAUGAUACAAUUGGUGCAGUCCCACUUGUGAAUCGAUCCCCUGAUGGAGAAUUAUUGGAAAUAGAGUGAACACAGUCCUCCUAAGUUUGAUAAAUCUCAACUGUUUCAGUCCCUCGAGGCCUUGCUAUAGAGAACUGUACACAUCAAUGUUUACUUCGUCAAGGCUACUGUCAAAUUCGACGAAGAUAUUAGAUGUUCUUUUGCAUAAUGUGGUCAAUUUGCUAUUAUCAUUUUCACUGAUUCAUUCUUUGUGUUUUAUUGAUGAUUCUGCCAUCCAUUGGUGGACUAAUGAAUAUCUUUUAGUUAGCCAAGAACUCCAAAUUCUAUCGAUGAACUUUUCUUGCAA
Messenger RNA from Olea europaea var. sylvestris, 2494 nucleotides. Its product is annotated as pentatricopeptide repeat-containing protein At3g04130, mitochondrial. The record is from RefSeq and is a predicted model, not a curated record. The coding region runs from base 119 to 1684 and encodes 521 amino acids. The transcript is spliced from 3 exons. Gene Ontology annotation, molecular function: protein binding. NCBI's taxonomy places the organism in Eukaryota, Viridiplantae, Streptophyta, Magnoliopsida, Lamiales, Oleaceae.